AUGCCCGCCAACCAUAUGGUCUUCAUACCCGUCUCCAUAUCUCAUCUUCGGACCAUGCUACAACUCAUGAUCAACCUCCUCAACCUUCAUCCGUCUCUCAUCAUCACCUUGUUAUCUCUUGAGGUCUACAACAAGAGAUUGGAUCAAGAGUUCGCUCUUCACCCCAAGCAGACAUUGGACGCUGUGAGGGACAGGUAUAGAGUGGUGAUGGUUCCUGAUGGGUUGGACGAUGCCGGGAAUACCUUGCUCGAGAAUUCUGUUUUCUUGGAAAAAGGGAGAGAGAGGGUGGAGGGAUUGAUAAGGGGUGAUGAGGAAGGGAAAUGGGGGAAGAGACCUUGUGCUUUUAUCAUCGAUAUCGAAGAAGCCACGAGAGAUAGAAGGGACGAUGUGAUCAUGAAAGUGUGGGAUAUCUGCAGAGCAGGAGCGAGGGGUAUGAUCAUUGAGAUCACUCAACAAAUGGGUUUACCCAAGAUACCUUGUCUUCGAAUAUGUCCCACGAUGGCUAUGGGAAUUUAUCGGUUUUGUUUCUCUGAUGAGGAAUACGGGAUCGGAGAAAAGCUCUUGGAUCGUUAUGAAAUGUACAAAGCGGAAGGAAUGGAAGAGCUCAGAGCUGCUAACAAGGCGAUACGCUUCAUCCAAGGUAAACUCCUCGAAUGGCCCGAUCUCCCACCGAUGUACGACUACGAAUGGACUAGUCAAGGCGAGACAAUCACAGUCGACUCGAAUUACCUUUUGUUCCAUCAUAUGAUCUACACAACUUUUCAUGAUCUUGAUGGGUACAUCUGUACUUCCAUCCCGGAACUAGACACGAUGGCUUUGAAGGAAAUCGAAAAGUCGCUCGGUAAGCCUGUGUAUGCGGUAGGGCCUCAGUUCAACGAAACAAUAUGGAAUGUGGUAGAACACACCCACCCCUCUGACGCUCAACGAGAUGACAAUCACAUCAUUUCAUUCCUCAACAAGGCGCACAAAGAACAAGGGGAAAACUGUGCCGCUUACAUAAGCUUCGGUACCAGUUUCUGGCCCAACAACCGUCCAGAUCUAAUCGAGAUCAUAAUCGACUCUUUGCUUCUUGCGGAACCUCCCAUUCCGUUCAUUUUCGCUACCGCUUCUAGAGGGAAGAUCACUCAAAAGGUCAUUGACAAGGUCCAUCAAAGCGGAAGAGGUCUCAUAGUGGAUUGGGCACCUCAAGUCCAAGUUCUAAGUCAUCCAGCUGUUGGCAUGUUCUUAACACAUUGCGGAUGUACUUCUCUUACCGAAACUAUCGUCUGUGGUGUCCCCAUUUUGGCUCUUCCUUUCGCUGCUGACCAACCUGCUCUUUCUGCUCAUUUCACGCACAUCAAUCCCAUCGGGAUUCAACUCACCCAGCUACUCACCGGUCUCGUGGGUCGUACUACAGGGCUGGGUGAAUAUGUCGAAGGUACAGAAGAAGCCAUGAGGACCCAAUUAGCCGACGCUUGGACGCGUAUGCGAGGUGAGGAGGGUGACAAGUAUAGAAUGAAAAUUUCGGAGUUGAAAGAAUUGAUGCGGACCGGUGGGGGAAACGAAAGACAUGAUACCAUUUUGAUGAUUGUGAUGAUCUAUGCAGAUGUGUUCAACUGGGUGUGA
This is a messenger RNA of Tremella mesenterica DSM 1558, 1605 nucleotides long. RefSeq lists its product as uncharacterized. Lineage: Eukaryota; Fungi; Basidiomycota; Tremellomycetes; Tremellales; Tremellaceae. The transcript is spliced from 12 exons. Bases 1 to 1605 code for a protein of 534 amino acids. Gene Ontology annotation, molecular function: UDP-glycosyltransferase activity. The record is from RefSeq and is a predicted model, not a curated record.